Messenger RNA from Panthera uncia (snow leopard), 1485 nucleotides. Its product is annotated as melanoma-associated antigen 9-like. The record is from RefSeq and is a predicted model, not a curated record. Gene Ontology annotation, cellular component: nucleus. Lineage: Eukaryota; Metazoa; Chordata; Mammalia; Carnivora; Felidae. Gene Ontology annotation, biological process: negative regulation of transcription by RNA polymerase II.
AUGCCCCUGGGUGAGAGGGGUGCGCUCUGCAAGCUUAAGGAGGAGCCAAGAGAGGUCCCGCUGCCAUGGGAUGCACCGCUGCCAGAGCCUGAGGACAAGGAGGUGGAGUUGAAGAAGGAGGAGGUGGAGGAGGUGGAGGAGGAGGUGGAGUUGGAGGUGGAGUUGGAGGUGGAGGAGGAGGAGGAGGAGGAGGGAGACGGGCCCCGCCCCUCCUACUCCUCUGCUUUCUCCUCCUCCAACUCCACCUCCUCCUCUAACUCCACCUCCUCCUCCAUCUCCUCUUCCUCCGUGUCCUCCUCCUGCUCUGUCCUCAUUCUGGUCCCCCUGGAGGAGGGAUCUGCUGCUGCCCGGUCCCCGAGUCCUCCCCAGAGCCCUCGGAGCACCUGCCCCUCCCCCAGUGCCAUGGCAGGCGCUCCGGGGAGCCAGUCCCACCAGGGCUCCAGCAGCCCCGAUGAGGAGGGGUCGAGCACCUGGGGGGCCCCGGCGGGGGCCCAGGCCUCGCUCCCAGAUGCGCUCCGCGUGAAGGUGGCCGGCCUGGUGCUGCUGCUGCUCCUCAAGUAUCGCACCAAGCAGCCGACCACACGGGCGGAGAUGCUGGCGGCGGUCAGCCGAGAUGACCGGGACCGCUUCCCCGUGAUCUUCCGCCGAGCCUGCGAGUAUCUGCAGCUGGUCUUUGGAGUCGACGUGAAGGAAGUGGACCCCCGCGAGCACUCCUACGUCCUGGUCAGCAUCCUGGGCCUCAGCUGCGAUGGGACGCCGAGUGGUAGGGACGGCAUGCCCAAGACCAGCCUCCUGGUGCUGGUCCUGUGGGUGAUCCUCCUGGAGGACGACCGUGCCCCUGAGGAGGCGGUGUGGGAAGCGCUGGGGGUCAUGGGGGUGUAUGCCGGCAGGGAGCACGUAUUCUAUGGGGAGCCCAGGGAGCUGCUGACCGAAGUCUGGGUGCAGGAAGGGUACCUGGAGUACCGGCAGGUGCCCGGCAGCGAGCCCGCACGCUACGAGUUCCUGUGGGGUCCCAGGGCCCACGCAGAAACCAGCGGCGUGCAGGUGCUGCAGCACAUCCUCGCGGUCAACAGCAGGCAGCCGGGGUCUCCGUGUCUGUCCGAAGAGGCUGUGAGCCAUGAGGAAGAGCGGGCCUGAGCCCGAGGGGCAGCCGGGCCCGUUCCCGCCUGGGGUCGAGCAGCUUCUCCUGCGGGGCACGAAGCCAGGCCACUUCUCGCCUGCGAGUGCGAGCAGAGCGGGCGCUGGGCGUUAAGGUUUCGUGAGCUUCGGGCUCAGCGUGGGAGUGGCACCCACGCCGCAGGUGUUCGAGAGUCAGAGUUUUGCCGUUUGGUGCAACGAGCUGGGAACCCUUCCGUCCUCGUUCGGGAUCCAGAAGGGAAUCGCGGUGCCUGGGCUGGGCACAGACAGGGAUGUCUUGCAAACGUGAAGACCUUGGCAGUAAACGGAUGGUUUCAGGCCAUGGAGAAGUAAAAGAUGUUCGUUCUU